GGAGGGCCUAUCAGUCCGAAUACUGUGGCCACCAGUGCUAACUCCUCUUCGUCUGGACUCCUGAUUCCUAUCUCCCAACAACUUACUGGUCCUGUUCGUCUAGUAUCUACAACCUCGGGACCGAAUCUUAUCGUCUCUAUGACUCCAGUCGCAUCCUUGGCUGCUCAGACGGGAGGUGUAGCUGGUAUGAGCAGCAGCAACACCACAACUACAAUGGCAGUCACCACAACCGUCUGCAAUGGGCCCCCUGGAGUAAUGGGUUUCGGUGGACAGAGUGCGCUGCAACCACAGCCGUUAGUCUCUAUUUCAUCCGGAGCAGGGCAGCGAAUGAGUUCAACUGGGACCCCACAAGCUAGUUUGCUUAAUUCUCAAAGUGGUCUUAUUUUGCUGCCGCCUCAACAGCAGCAACCCCUUCACACGGGUCAGGCGAUACGUCAGCAAAGUUCUGCAUUGAAUGCUCUUGAUUUAUUCUGGGACCAUUCUCUUCGAUUUUUUUGA
Molecule: messenger RNA, 498 nt
Organism: Protopolystoma xenopodis
Lineage: Eukaryota; Metazoa; Platyhelminthes; Monogenea; Polystomatidea; Polystomatidae
Source: the annotation of a GenBank genome assembly